Molecule: messenger RNA, 1670 nt
Organism: Gaeumannomyces tritici R3-111a-1
Lineage: Eukaryota; Fungi; Ascomycota; Sordariomycetes; Magnaporthales; Magnaporthaceae
Product: CobW domain-containing protein
Exons: 1
Coding region: 228-1376 (382 amino acids)
Cellular component (GO): cytoplasm
Source: RefSeq, a predicted model, not a curated record
CAGCAGUUGGGUUGAUGCACUCAGCACCGCAAACGGAAGGCGGUCUGAGGCAUUUCCUCAACUGUUACCACCCAGGACUUCCCCAAAUGGUUUGAAGCUGCCGAAUGCGGAUCAGUUCAUCCCUUGUCGCUGUAGCCGUUCAUUUUCAUUUUAGUGUCUCCCGUUAGCGAGACAGCGAGCCGUACAGAAGGCUCCAGACCCAGGGGAAGCUCAAAAAAGAAACAAAAAUGGCACCUUCAUCAGCCCCCAUCCCCAUCACCAUCGUCACGGGCUUCCUGGGCUCGGGCAAGACGACCCUGAUCCUGAACCUGGUGCCGCAGCUCAAAAAGGCCAACCCGGACUACAAGCUCGCGCUGCUCAAGAACGAGUUCGGCGACCUGGCCGUCGACUCGCAGCUGGCCUCGUCGGGCGCCGUGUCGGGCGUGCAGGAGUUGCUCAACGGCUGCAUCUGCUGCAACCUGGUCGGCCAGCUGGGCGACGCCCUGGCCGAGCUGCAAAAAUCGGUGCGCCCGGACCGCAUCGUGGUCGAGACGUCGGGCUCGGCCUUCCCGGCCACGCUGGCGCUCGAGGUGAACCGGCUGGCGCGCGAGACGGGCGGCCGGUACGCGCUCGACGGCGUCGUCAGCGUCGUCGAUGUGGAGAACUGGAAGGGCUACGAGGACACGAGCUACACGGCCCGCCUGCAGGCCCGGUACACGGACCUCGUCGUCUUCAACAAGUGGGAGUCAUGCGACGAGCGCCGCUUCGACGAGUGCCUCGACCGCCUGGGCGACCUCGAGGUCGACGUCGCCUGGACCAAGAGCAGCAAGGGCUGGGUCCCCAUCGACCUGGUCUUUGGCAUAGACGGCGGCCUCGCCCAGGUGCUGACAUCGGAGAACGGGGUGGCUACCAACGGCCACGCCCAUGGCCACGACGGCCAUGCUCAUUCUCACGGUGACGACAACCACCAGUCCGAGGUCGAGGUGCUCUCCGUCUCACUCUCCGCCACAGACGGCCCCGCAGCCGCCGUGAACCCAGACAAGCUGCUGUCCCUCCUGAAAUCGGCGCCCAAGGACGAGGUAUACCGCAUCAAGGCCGUGCUGACCGCGGCCGCCCCCGUAGCGCCCUCGUGCCUCAAGGGCUCCGACGCCGACGCUUCCGCCGAGGCCGAGCCCGGCCCGGGGAGAUACAUACUCAACUGGGCCUUUGGCAGGUGGACCUACACAGCCGUAGCUGACGGCCAGAGCGAGCACGAGUCAAGCGACCGCGUGCCGCUGCGCAUGACGCUGAUCCUGGCCCGCUACGAGAGCACCAAGUGGAAGAAGAGGCUCGAGGCGGGAGACUUUUUUGAGCUAGACGGCGCCAAGGGGCAGCUUACGGUGACCAAGAUCGCGUAGAGUUGUGCCGCGAGAAUGCGGUUCGAAAAGCUGAUGAUAGAUGGCUAUGAUGACUUUGGACGGCGAUAGAGUAGAAGCACGGGUGGAGUUUCGCAAGGGGUUUUCUACUUUGGUUUCUACUUUCAAAAUGCGUUUCUUGUAACUUAAAGAUUUUCAUAUCAGGAAUGGGGUGGUAUAGAUAACUCGGAUAGCCCCCUUGAGCGGGAGCCCACAACAGGCGGGCGGGAGUAUGAGCAUGCUGCAGUCUAUUCUCAGACUAAAUGAACAAGGUUGGCUCCUCGCGGCGCUUCGGCA